Messenger RNA from Symsagittifera roscoffensis, 1628 nucleotides. RefSeq lists its product as uncharacterized. Gene Ontology annotation, cellular component: myosin II complex. Bases 79 to 1557 code for a protein of 492 amino acids. The record is from RefSeq and is a predicted model, not a curated record. Lineage: Eukaryota; Metazoa; Xenacoelomorpha; Acoela; Convolutidae. Gene Ontology annotation, molecular function: calcium ion binding. The transcript is spliced from 8 exons.
UUAGAGUGGCGAGAGGCCUUUCGACUGUUCGACAGAGACGGGGAUGGAUCGAUCACGGUUGAGGAGAUAGGGACUGUGAUGAGGAGUCUGGGACAGCACCCCACCGACACAGACCUCACUGACAUGAUCAAGGAUGUCGACAUUGACGGGUCGCACACUAUAGACUUCAGUGAGUUCCUGUACAUGAUGGCGAAGAAGAUGAGAGAUACUGACUCGGAGGAGGAACUCAGAAGUGCAUUCAAGGUGUUCGAUAAAGACAACCUUGGAGAGAUAGACACGGACCAGAUGCGCAGUAUCCUCCGACUGUCCAAGAUGAGCGAGGAAGAGAUAGAGGAAUUGGUGCGCGUGGCGGACAGGGAGUGCAGGGGUGUGGUGCAGUAUGACGUCACAUUCCGCCAAUGGUGUCCAUCUACGGAGAAGUACUGGGAGACAGUGGCCCGACAAUAUCACAGACACAACAGAAGCAACUUCAGAUAUAGCAGAAACGCUAAAUCAACGCGCAAACAACAGCUGCAGAAAGAAAAUCAACACACCGAUUCUAAUGAAGAUACGAGCAAGAGGAGCAAAAGAGUCCGGCAGACGAGAAUAGUGGUCCAGGGUAUACUGGCCCGGUUUUUGGGUCUCAACCAGUCGAUAAGGGGGAAAUCUAAGCCAUCUCAGGCACAUACACAAGUGGAGAUGGUAUCAAUGAUGUCAGGAGAACCAGAUUCAUCUUCAUCGUUGGCCAGUCCGUUUACUCAAACCCAUUCCAAUGUCCCCAGAAGCGCGUCUCUUUGUGCAACCAGCUCUGCAAUGACAGUAGCAGUCACCACAGCCACUCCAUCUCUGGCCCAAGUCCAUAAAGAUGACUCAUCGAUAAACCAACCGGAUCCAGCUAAACAACUGCAGUAUGAUAAAGAGCUACACUACCAAACCGCUUCCAUGAAGCAUCACCCAAAUACGGCCCCCAUUUUAGCCUCCGCUUCAGUCCUCUCCGUUCAAGGAGACCCAGCCAGCUAUAACCGAAGGUGUUCGCUCAGUGGCAGUGGGGUCAAUUGGGGCUUGGGCGAAGAAAAAACUCCCCCUAUAGUAUCUCGAUCCACCAGCAAACCCAAAAUAGCUUCUGUCAUCAGAGAGGAGUCCAGAGGCAGUCUCACAGUUGGACUAUACGAGGGGGUUGAAGGAGGGGUGGGGGCAAGGGGCGACAGGCUAAGUCUCCCACGAUCAAAUGAGUUACGUCACUCUUCUGCUUCCAUUUCUCCCACUAGCAGAAGGUACACCGAUUCCAGGUUGUCAAAGACUGGCCGAAUGCGCACUCUUCAGAAACAAAACACGAUGCUAGUGGCACCCACUGAGUUCGAAGAGAUUCAUUCCCAGGACACUUCAAGAAGACAUCUGCAAACGAGACACCACCAACAGUUCCAACAGAGUCAUCAGUUCCAGGACUUCAGUGACAUUGUCAAUUAUGUCGUACAGUCUUACAGUAGACAGUCGGUGGCACAAGCGAGCGUUUCAGACGAGACGAAACAGCAGAAGUUGCCAAGAGUUUGCACCACGAACAACGUCACCGGAAACUGACUCAAAUAAAAAGCUGUAUAUUUGUCAUGAGGAAUUCAUUAUUGAAAACAAACAGACAAUUAAACUACGUU